Messenger RNA from Aspergillus terreus NIH2624, 1221 nucleotides. RefSeq names its product sucrase/ferredoxin-like domain-containing protein. The record is from RefSeq and is a predicted model, not a curated record. NCBI's taxonomy places the organism in Eukaryota, Fungi, Ascomycota, Eurotiomycetes, Eurotiales, Aspergillaceae. The transcript has 3 exons. Bases 1 to 1221 code for a protein of 406 amino acids.
AUGCAGGCUUUCCUCCGCCGCGGGACGUCAUUCCUCACGGGGUCGACAGGCGCGACGCCUGAGACCACCACGCCCACGGCCACCCCUCCGACAGAAUUCCAAAAGGCCGCAUCGCACGACACGCUGUUCCCCAAGACCGACCCGGCCGUCGACGGCGAGGCGUGUCUGCACGACUGCGCGUCGUGCACGGUGCGGUACCCGGCCAAGUUCGACGUCGACUACGAGGACACGCUGUACGGGAACGUGAACGGAUGGGCGACGCACGUGCUCGUGGCGACGGGCAAGACCGACUGGGUGCGCGAUGUCGCCGACGAGAAGGGGAGUGUGAUGGAGGCGAUUGAGCGGGGGGGUGUCUCGCCCGCGAACGGGACGCUCAAACUCUCCGCCUCCAACAUGCCCGUUCCCGACGAAUACCACGACACCGAAACCGACCAGCCCACGACCGUGCUCCUCCUGCCGGCCUUCACUAUCGUCGACCACGUCACGCCCUCGCGCGUGCCGCUGCUCAUCCGCGACUUUGUCGACCGCGCCCCCACCACCACCACGCCGUUGGGCGGGCUUCCCCUGCCCCUGUCCCUACCCACCGAAGCCUCCGAGACCGCGACGGAGUCGCCGCUACGGUCGCGCCCGUGUCCACACGCGGCGGUCAUCCUGCUCUGCUCGCAGCGCACGCGCGACGCGCGGUGCGGCCAGUCGGCGCCGCUGCUGCGCAAGGAGUUCGAGCGACACCUGCGUCCGCUGGGGCUGUACCGCGACCUGGACGACGAGCGGCCCGGCGGCGUGGGUAUCUACUUUAUCAGCCAUGUCGGCGGGCACAAGUACUCGGCGAAUGUGAUUGUGUAUCGGCGGAGGAGCAUCGAGGAGACCGCCGCCGCCGCCGCCGACGGGGCUGCGGAUGGCGGCGCGGCGCAGGGCAUCUGGCUGGCGCGGGUGCGGCCGGAGGACUGUGAGAAUAUUGUCCGGUACACGGUGCUGCAGGGGAAGGUGGUGAAGCCGCGGGAGCAGUUGCGAGGGGGAUUUGAUCGCGAACGGGGGGUGAUGAACGAUGCUCCACGAGUGCAUGUGCAUGUGCAUGGUGAUAGCAUAACCAGGCGUCCAGUCCGUAAGACCGCAAAGGAUCUCAGAAUCGACUCCACCGCAAUCCUUCUCGUGUCGGAGAUGUCGGGGCCUAAUUGGCGCACGCGGCUGGAAGAUUCCACGGCAUCUCACUGGCGGAAGUGA